Molecule: messenger RNA, 1899 nt
Organism: Aspergillus pseudonomiae
Lineage: Eukaryota; Fungi; Ascomycota; Eurotiomycetes; Eurotiales; Aspergillaceae
Product: major facilitator superfamily domain-containing protein
Exons: 7
Coding region: 266-1726 (486 amino acids)
Biological process (GO): transmembrane transport
Cellular component (GO): membrane
Molecular function (GO): transmembrane transporter activity
Source: RefSeq, a predicted model, not a curated record
CCAUCAACGACCAAACCAUGGUACCCACUUUCUCCACCGCUAAAUUUACAACUAAGCGGGGACCAAUGGUUGCGCACAAAGCACUUGAGACGGCUUUGGAUGUGCAACAUCACCCUAGAAUGAUGUGAUUAACAAUGCCAUGAAAGUAUGAACGCUGAACCGAGGCGAGGCAAAGGGAUUGUUAUAAAAAGGUUGAGGGGACAGCGGCUCGAGAUGUCCAAGGCCGCGUCAAUCUAGCGGGAACAAAGACGACAAACCAGACACCAUGUCGAAAGUUGAGACAUAUCUGGAGGAGAAGAGGCAGCUGGGUGGGACUCUAUCAGGUACAGACAGUCUAGAAGAUGAUUUGGAUAGGGAUGAGGUCUACCCACUUAAGGAACAGAGAAGAAUCUUGCACAAGAUCGAUCGAAGACUAGUCACGGGCUUAGGGCUUCUCAUGUGUGUUAGUUUGGUGGAUCGGACCAACUUGGGAAAUGCUAUGAUUGCUGGCAUGGAAGAGGAGCUUCAUCUCUAUAUUGGUUCUCGCUACUCCAUCACGCUCCUGACCUUUUUCAUUCCCUAUGUCCUAUUUCAGUUCCCGCUUAUUACGGUAAUUCGAAAGGUUGGGCCGAAGAUCUUCCUUUCUGGAAUCACAUUUUCCUGGGGAAUUGUUAUGAUGGGAUUUGGAUUUAUACAUAACUGGACGGUGCUGGUUGGGCUUCGCAUAGUCUUGGGGUUCCUUGAAGCUGGGCUCUUUCCUGGCUCAGUGUAUCUCCUUUCUAUGUGGUAUACCCGAUAUGACUUACACAAGAGAUAUUCAUCCUUCUAUUUGAUUAGCGUCAUUGGGGGAGCUUUCUCCGGAAUCCUCUCGUAUGGCUUCAUACACAUAAAUGGCCUAGGUAAUUUGAGUGCAUGGAGAUGGAUCUUUGUUAUGGAAGGGAUCCUCACCUGUCUCGUCGGAGCGGUCGGCUUCUUUUUGAUUGUCAAUUUCCCUAACGAGAAUAAUCUCUCCUGGAAGUUUCUUUCUAAAGAAGAAACCGCAUUCGUCGUCCGACGACUAAACCGAGAUAGGCGCGACUCCUCCGAAGCCGCGUUCAAUCUAAAGGAAUUUCUAAAACCCGCUCUAGACCUUAAAGUAUGGGGCUUUGCCCUCAUUUUCUUUUCUGCCACAGUUGUGUCGUAUGCGAUUACGUUCUUCCUUCCGCUCAUUCUCCGAAGUGAGCUCAAAUUUCCCCAAGCAGCAUCACAAGUCCUCACAACGCCACCAUACUUCUUCGCCGGCAUCUUCAUGUAUGCUCAGGGCUGGCUUGGUGACAAAUACCACAUCCGCGCUCCAUUGAUUGUCUACAACUGUAUUCAAUGCAUCGUGGGUUUAGCCAUUCUCGGCUGGGUCCAAAUCCCUGGCGUGCAGUACUUCGGGAUAUUUCUCGUCACUUCAGCAUCCAAUGCUACCAUCCCAGCCGCACUGACAUAUCAGGCAAACAACAUUCGUGGGCAGUGGAAACGCGCCUUUUGCAGCGCGAGUAUAGUCAGCUUUGGCGGUACUGGUGGUGUAGCUGGGUCCCUGGUGUUUCGGUCGCAAGAUUCUCCCCGCUACCUCCCCGGCAUAUAUGCCUGUAUUGCGUGCAAUAUCUUGUCAAUAGUGGUAGUGGGUGUGCUCAGCCUUUAUUUCUACAUCUCGAACAGACGAGCAGCAAAGGGCAAAUGUGUCAUUGAAGGACUCCCAGAGUUCCGAUAUACACUUUAAGGUGACAUGAGAAUUCUUUUACCUCUAGGAGGGUGCCAUAGUCCUUGGCAAUGAAUGGAAUAUGAUAUGGACACUUAGAUACGCCUUUUGAAUUGACGAAAAUUAACCAAAUAAAAACCCGAGUUUACUAUUGACUCAAUUGUAAGGACGCUACUGAAGGUAGAACACUAUUC